Molecule: messenger RNA, 1531 nt
Organism: Lytechinus variegatus (green sea urchin)
Lineage: Eukaryota; Metazoa; Echinodermata; Echinoidea; Temnopleuroida; Toxopneustidae
Product: putative methyltransferase DDB_G0268948
Exons: 6
Coding region: 117-941 (274 amino acids)
Molecular function (GO): S-adenosylmethionine-dependent methyltransferase activity
Source: RefSeq, a predicted model, not a curated record
UAUUCUCGUCACUUUCGGCGCCUUGUGAAAGACAUUGCUUCCUCAGUAUAUGGUAGGCGCAAAUGUAAUUAUUGUGAUCGUUGUGUUAUCCUUAUUGUCGCAGUAUUGUUUCCAGUAUGAGUCGUUUCUUUGAAGACAAAGAGGUCGCUAUCAACUAUCUCCAAUAUCGACCACAUUAUUCCACGGAGGUUGCUGAAGCAAUCGUAAACUACCUCGCUGAAUAUAGAAAGAAGCCAUUUGAGACUGCCCUUGAUAUCGGCUGUGGGUCUGGCCAAUUAACACGGUCCUUGUCACCUUACUUCAAUGAUGUAUUGGGAGUUGACAUUAGUCCUGCGCAGAUAGGUGUUGCCAAGACAGCUCAAAACCCCCAGAAUGUGUCUUUCAGUGUUGGCAAAGCAGAAGAUUUACCUGUUGCCGACUCCUCAUUGGAUCUCAUUACAUCGGCCACUGCAAGCCAUUACUUUGACUGGUCAAUAUUUCCCAAGGAGGUUGAUCGGGUCCUUAAACCUAACGGAUGCCUUGCUGUCUUAGGAUAUGACAAUCUUUACAUCGACCAUCCAAAUGAAGCGAUAAGGAAGAAACUGGAAGAUUGUAUUGAGUCAUAUUUAGACUAUGAGAACAAAGUACGCUUGAAGGACUAUACACCAAUCCAGUAUCAGCAUUUAAAAGAAGGAUACAGAACUUUACAAGUUCCGUUUGAUGACCAAAAAUGUGUUAACGUAAACCUGCAAUAUGAUUUGUCGGUUACCAAUUUCAUUGAGUGUAUUAAAACUUUUGCCGUUGCUGUCCAAUUCAUAAAGGACAACCCAGGAACUUCGUAUUUUACUGACUUUAAACACAGCAUCAUGUCCAUUCUUGGCGCCGAAGAACCCGAUGUCACCAUGGUGAAGUCUCGAAUGCCUGUCUUUUUGAGACUCGCGAGAAAACCUGACAAACAUUAAUUCAACAUCUCAAUUUGAAAAUGAGUGCAAGCUCUAAAUUCCAGCCGUCGAGGCCAUUUAACUGCACUCUAAUUAAUUAUGAUACGUAUUCACUAUGUGCACCUUUAUAAAAUAGCGACAGCCAUGUUUGCCUGAAACGCAGUGCAUCGUAGGAUUUCUCAAAUUUUACCAUCUUUUCAAAUUAAGAUCGGGAAUUGUCACGUUUCUAUGUUUGUCAAGACCACACUUUACGUUUUUUAAGACAAAUUUUCCUAAAAUAUCAUAUGCCAACUUAUUUGGAAACCUAUUAUUUUAAAUAUCAUUUUCCCUGUUGAAUUGAUAUAGCUAAACAAAAUAAAAAGUAAACAUUUUAUUAUCUAUAUAGGAUGCAGAUAAAUAUGAGAUUUAAUGAAAGCGUUUUGACUUGAAAAUGGAUAUGAUUUUUCAGAUAAAGGUUUGGAAUUGGCUCGUCAGUUUAUUGUAUCUAAAACAAUUCAGAUACACUUCAGAGUAUUCCAUUUCAAAGUAUUAAACGAUAUUUUGAACCUGAAUUAUACCUUUAUGUUCCUUUCUGUAUUGUAGAAAAUGAAACGAUCGAACAUUUAUAGUUC